This is a messenger RNA of Cydia strobilella, 1427 nucleotides long. RefSeq names its product dehydrogenase/reductase SDR family member 4 (gene Dhrs4). Gene Ontology annotation, molecular function: carbonyl reductase (NADPH) activity. The record is from RefSeq and is a predicted model, not a curated record. The transcript is spliced from 6 exons. Bases 150 to 989 code for a protein of 279 amino acids. Lineage: Eukaryota; Metazoa; Arthropoda; Insecta; Lepidoptera; Tortricidae.
AAACACUUGUUUGCACCUUUUAUCAUGUUUUAUGACAUUCUUAUCAAGUAAAUUAAGCCAGAUACAUUAUUUCCUUUUGAUCAAAAAGGUCUUACUACGUACUCAGUCACACAUCUAAUAACUAAAGGUACUCAGGGAUACCUAUUCAAAUGAUCCGUUCCCUGGGAAUAUUAUCAAUGGGAGGUAAAAGCUUCACCUCAGUAAAGCCCUACAGUGUUCGUGCUGAAUUGAAUAAUCGACUGAAGGGCAAAGUUGCUAUAGUCACAGCAUCAACUGAUGGUAUAGGAUAUGCCAUUGCGAAGAGGCUUGGAAAUGAAGGUGCAUCAGUGGUAAUAUGCAGUAGAAAAGAGAACAAUGUCCAGAAAACAGUUAAUGAGCUUCGCAAUGAAGGAAUUACCGUGGAGGGUGUAGCAUGCCAUGUUGGGAAUGCUGAACAGAGAAAGAAAUUGUUUGAUAUUGCUAAUGACAAAUUUGGGGGCCUUGAUAUAUUAGUCUCAAAUGCUGCAGUUAAUCCAGGAGUGUCACCAGUUUUAGAGACAGAAGAGAAUGUUUGGGACAAAAUAUUUGAAAUCAAUGUGAAAAGCUCUUGGUUGCUGGCCAAGGAAGCUUACCCCAAUCUUGUCAAGCGAGGGGGAGGCAGCAUCGUAUUUAUUUCAUCUAUAGCUGGCUAUCAACCUAUGUCUCCUUUAGGUCCAUACAGCGUGAGCAAGACAACAUUGUUGGGAUUGACCAAGGCUAUCGCAAAUGAAGUCGUGACUGACAACAUACGGGUUAAUUGUGUCGCACCAGGCAUCGUUGCUACGAAAUUUGCUUCAGCUAUUACCAGCUCAGAAGCAGCUAAGGAGCAAAGCUUAUCAAUUGUGCCGAUGCAGAGAUUCGGAAAGCCAUCGGAAAUAGCUGCGGCUGUGGCGUUUUUAGCGUCCAACGACGCGAGCUAUGUCACCGGCGAGACCAUCGUGGUGGCGGGCGGCGCUCACGCCCAUCUCUAAUUUAAAUCUAAUGGGCAAUAGGUACGAUAGACAACAUUUUUGCACUGCGCACAUUUGUGCGGUAAUUAGCACUUUACGUGCCUAUGUCGAAAAUUUAAAGGGCCGUAUGUACUGUAAACGUUGUACGACUUGUACGAUACAUGUGCGAAUAGGUAAUUAGAGAGGGGCGCCGUAAGCUACCAUGCUACCUAUCCAUGUAUUUCGAAUAGCCUAGCUAGGUAUUAGGGCGCCGCCGCCGAAAUUUUAAACUUGCAAGUGCGCCGCGGACUGGAAAAGAUUGGGAACCCCUGCUCUAAUAUAUCUACUAUAAUAUUUAUAUUUUUCGAAGCUUGUAUAAUCACACAUUUUAGUUUGUAAGGAAAUAUUUCUUGUGAAAAGGUAGGUAUGGGUGUUAUGUUGUACAUUGGGCUGUGGUAAUAAAAGUAUGGUUAUAAUGAU